AUGAGCCAAGACGCCGUGCGGUCGUCCGCAGAUCCGUCGACUGCUGUGCAGAAGCCGGCAGCGAACGACAAUGGCGAGGCGAUAGCGCCGCACUCGAACGGUAACAGUACGACUCCCGCUCUCACCUCUCCGCCCAUCAAGGCCCCCGGCCUCGCACGUCCCGCCCGUCGCAGCACGCUAACCGUCGUCUCAGCGACCGCAGGCGCCGCCCCUACCUCGUCGUCGAACAACGCUGCUGGAUCAACGUCGGAACAAGCCGCUGGUGCCGGAAACGAGCCCAAGAGAAAGCCUUCCUUCCUCGACGUGCCACACUCGAAUUCGCAGACCGGCGAGGAGGCUGCGGCAAGCGGAUCGGGACUGAGCGGAGCGACCGCAAGUGAGGGGGCUGAGAGCGUAGGACGGGGCUCGAAGCGUAGCUUUUUGGGCAAGAGGCGUGCUGGGAGCACUGCGAGCAGCAAGCGCUCCCAUAAGGCGCGUGCCGCGGCAAGCGAGAAGGCUCCUGAGAAUGCGCAAGCAGUUGGCGCGGCUGGUUCUGCCCCUCAGGCCCAGCCCAAGAAAAAGAGCGGUGUUUCGAGGAUUUUGCUGAUACUCAACUGCUGCGGCGUGCCGGAGAAGGGCAAUGUGGUCGGACAGGAGGAGUCCCCCGAGGCACCCAAGAAGGCUACCAAGCUACGCUCGGUUCGCAAGCAAUCUGCGCCGGCCACCCCGGCAAAGAAGGACGGGAGCGCCGCAGAGUCGAGCAACGCCGACUUGAAGGAACCCAUUGAAGAGAAGGCUGGCAAAUCUACGGAGGCAGGAGGGCCUGUGAAGGACUUUGAGAAGCAACCGUUGUCAGGAGACGCGUCGGCGGAUAAGCCCAUUCUGGACGCUCCCGCGGCCUCGUCUCAAGAAAAGAGCACUCUGGAUCAACCGCUUCCUCCUGUUCCCCAGGCUGACCGGCUGGAUACCUCGGCCGCUGCUGAGAACGGCCCCCAAGUCAAUGUCCAGGCCCCCACGCCGGUUGCGCCCUCGGAGGAACAAGCGAUUACCGACAGGACUCCUGAACAAGAGGCGCGGGAUGCGGAUAUCGAGAUGACGGACGCAGGCCCAUCGAUACCAAUCGCCGCCAACGAGGUCCCCAUGACCGAGGAGAGCGGUGAGCCCGUGCAGCAGGAUGCAGCUCCGACUAAGAUUGACCUCCCGCCGCCCCCGCCGCUCGUGGAUCGCCAGGCUCAGACUGCUCCUCCUGCUGCAACCACCCCUCAGAGCCAGGAUAGCUCUCUUGCCGUUACUCCCGCAGAGCCCCCGCAAAAGUGGCUCCUGCCACCCAUCAGGCCCGAGUUCAAGGGAAAGAAGUGCUUGGUCCUGGACCUGGACGAGACUCUUGUCCACAGCAGCUUCAAGAUCUUGCACCAGGCCGACUUCACGAUUCCAGUGGAGAUUGAGGGACAGUACCACAACGUUUACGUCAUCAAGCGCCCCGGUGUCGAUGCCUUUAUGAAACGUGUCGGUGAGCUAUACGAGGUCGUUGUUUUCACUGCUUCAGUAUCAAAGUAUGGCGAUCCGCUCCUUGAUCAACUCGAUAUCCACGGCGUGGUCCACCACCGUCUGUUCCGAGAGAGCUGUUAUAACCACCAGGGCAACUAUGUGAAGGAUCUUUCUCAAGUGGGCCGCGACCUGAAGGAGACGAUCAUCAUUGACAACUCGCCGACUUCGUACAUCUUCCACCCCCAACACGCCGUCCCGAUUAGCAGUUGGUUUUCUGAUGCACAUGACAAUGAGCUCUUGGAUCUCAUCCCUGUACUGGAGGACCUCGCUGGCCAACAAGUCAGCGAUGUCAGCUUAGUGCUGGAUGUGGCCUUGUUUGCCCAAGCGGGCGAGAUACACAAGGGCUGGGUCAAGGCCCAACGCGCAAAGAAAGCGGCGCGUUGGAUUCAAGAUGUGCCUGUGGAGGGCCUGCCCGCUCUCGCAGAGCUUGCCUAA
Messenger RNA from Diplodia corticola, 1962 nucleotides. RefSeq names its product nif-domain-containing protein. The record is from RefSeq and is a predicted model, not a curated record. Gene Ontology annotation, cellular component: plasma membrane. Gene Ontology annotation, molecular function: phosphoprotein phosphatase activity. The transcript has 5 exons. NCBI's taxonomy places the organism in Eukaryota, Fungi, Ascomycota, Dothideomycetes, Botryosphaeriales, Botryosphaeriaceae. Bases 1 to 1962 code for a protein of 653 amino acids.